Parastagonospora nodorum SN15 is the source of this 1401-nucleotide messenger RNA. RefSeq lists its product as hypothetical. NCBI's taxonomy places the organism in Eukaryota, Fungi, Ascomycota, Dothideomycetes, Pleosporales, Phaeosphaeriaceae. The transcript has a single exon. The coding region runs from base 1 to 1401 and encodes 466 amino acids. The record is from RefSeq and is a predicted model, not a curated record.
AUGGGCCGAACAGAGAGAUCUCAAGGUCUAGCGCCACCCGCUAUCCGCAAGGAUAUCCGGGCGAAGCAAGCCAAACACGUUAUCAACAAAGUUAUCCCUGCGUUACUCGCGUCUAACUCAAGAGCAAGCAAAGGUGUAGAGAGCAGCGAGCUCAUUGUAGACCCUGCAUCGUCAAACACAAAUGCUUCAAGCAAACUGGAGACUGAGACCAAAGACGAUGCAGCGUACAUCAAGCGCAAAGGUCAAGGCCGGCGGAAAGCCAAGAACGAAAUAGGAGCACACACCAGCAGGGAAAUCACCAAAGGAAAAGGUCGCAAAAGACAAGACUCGGUAGACUUAAACCUCGCGAGCCUUUCUAUCAGCGAACCUCCACCACCGGCUCCAGCAAAAUCCCGCAAGAUCCGCAUCCUAACAACCGACACCCUUACCGCCGCCCAUAUCCUUGCCCAUCCCUCCAAACCCUCCAAAAAGCAACCCAACAUAUGUGUCCUCAAUAUGGCUUCCCCACUCCGCCCGGGUGGCGGCGUCCUAACUGGCGCCACAUCUCAAGAAGAAUUUCUCUGCGCACGCACCACGCUUCUCCCGUCGCUGCAGGAAUCCUACUACCGUCUGCCGGAGCUAGGCGGUAUAUGGAGUCCCGAAGUUCUGGUGUUUUUUAACAGGCUACCGUUGGGCGAUGCUAGGGGCGAACUUGGGCCCGCUGAUAGGUACUUCGUUGAUGUGAUUUCGGCGGGUAUGUUGCGCUUUCCAGAGUUGGAAGGUGAGGAAGAUGAGGUUAAAAGAUUGGGAAAGAAAGAUCGGGUGCUUGUGGAGAACAAGAUGCGUGCUGUAUUGCGUAUUGCUACAAGGAAGGGGGUUAGGAAGAUGGUGCUUGGCGCUUGGGGAUGUGGGGCGUAUGGAAAUCCGGUGGUUGAUAUCGCGGAGGCUUGGAGGAAGGUACUUGAUGGUACCACGGGCUCGAGUGGGAAAAAGAAGAAUAAGUCCGAGCCGGAGACCUGGCCGGGUAUCGAGGAGGUUAUUUUCGCGAUUAGCAAUCGCGGCAUGGCUGCGAACUUCGCGCAGGCGUUUGAGAAUAUGGAAGUCGAGCCAGGGCCGACCGAUAGCACUGAAGAUGACGAUGAUGACGAAGAAGACAGGGUCGCAGAAGAACUGCGCACUAAAAUCGGAGAGAUGGAAGGCCAACUUAGUAAAGUCUGGAAUCCAGAUCUCAAGGCUCGCAUGGGCACUAUUGUUGAUGGGUUGAAGUUGCAGCUCAAGCAGAGAACUGAGGGAAAUCCGUUAUCAGAUGAGGACGACGAGUCGAGCACUACUGCAGCACAGAUGACACCCGAGGAUAGCGACGAAGAACACAGUGGCGUAGAGGAAGAAGAUGACGACGAUGAUGAUGACAAUAGCGACUAG